AAGAAAAAAAGGUUGAGGCACCGUUGCAAAGACAAAGGCAACACAGCGGUAAACAUCCCGGCUCCCCGCUCGUGUCUAAGGCAACAUUCUUCUUGUUUUCAGCGACCACGAUGCUGCGGUCCAUGGUGCAGGGGCUGUCCUGCCUCCGUCUGCAUGGCACAGGCCUGGCACAGUCCGUGGCCACCAAGGAGUCAGUGUGUGCCAGCGGGGCAGCGGCUCGGGCCCUGCCGCAGCCAAUCUUGCAGCACGUCAGGACCACAUUCAUUUUGAAGCAUGAGAGGCGGGUUGAACUAGUCAAAGCAUACAAGAACCCAAGAAGUAGAAGACUGAAGGCUCGACACUUUCUGUAUGACUUAGUGGAGAACAUUGACGUCAAGAAGCAGGAGCCUGUCAAGGUCAUCCUCAAGACUUCUGUUGAAGGGCUGGGCUCCCGGGGACAGGUGGUUGAGGUGUCUCCACACAAGGCCAGGAACCAGCUGCUGCUGCCCGGCCUGGCUGUCUACGCCUCGCCAGAAAAUCUUGAAAAAUAUUCCAGUUUAAUAGCAGACGUGUCCCAGGAAGACCAACCGUCCUCACCAUUUGCAUUAAGUACCUCCAAGCUGUUGUCGGAGAUGGUGAUCUACCUGAACAUGAACAAGGACAACCCGUGGGUGCUGGAGCCCUGGCACGUGCGGGUCAGCUUCCGCAAGGCCGGUGUGAUGGUGCCCGAGGAGGCCCUCACACUGCCCCCACACACCAUUGCUGGCCCGGACCUCGCACUGCAGGGGAAGGAGUUUGCCGUCAUGGUCAAGAUCAACAAUAAAGAGGAAGCUGCCGUUCGUUGCCGCAUCAACCACUUUGCAUCCAACCCCAAGGACCGCCUCCUAAAUCAGGGCCGCUUCUGGGAGCUGCCCGGCGACCCGCUCUUCCCUGAACAAGCACCCUUGCUGGAGGAGCUCAACAGGAGGGACAAGCGCAUCCGCUCUACAGCUGAGGAUGAAGAGGAGGACUGAGGCGGUGGACAUCCAUGUAGCCUCAUGUAUUUAAUGUUGCCGUUUCUGAAGCUCAUUGUGAGGGACGGUUGUUGAUUAGUGAUGACUCUUGGCACCAUUGACACUAGAGGCAUCAGUCGGCAUUUCUGUUACCUCCUUUUUUUUGCCUGACAGCUGCCUCCUCUCCUCUAAAAAAUCAUAAGGAAAAAAGAGUAGAAAGUCUGCAGAAAACAAACAAACAGACCAACUUGUGCUCUAGUGAAGUGAUGAGUGUAUAUAGUUACAGUUUCUCUUGAAGGGAAGUCAUUCAUACAGGAGGCAAAUUUUUAUUGUUGCUGAUAUGACUCCGAGCAUUGUUGUGCCAGACUGCCCUUGUUCAAGAAGGAUGUGCAACACUAGCCUGGCAAAGUUACCCAACAGAAAGACUUUUUCUGCUGGUGCUUAUGAAGAAUGCUACAUUGAGGAGAAAAAGUCUGAGAUGGCAUUGCUGAACCAUUUUAUAUCAUUUAUAAUUCUCUGUUUAAAGAACAUCUUCAGCUCUGGCCGGCAUUGAAAUAAUGAAAUUCCUUCAUAAUAAUUUAGUUGCUGUUGACUGUUAUUAUUGUUAUAUAAACAGUGACUGAAUCAGUAAGAACAGUGUAACAUGCCAGUUGAUUUCAGAGUUUCUGUAAAUAUCUGGAAUCCUGGCAUUGUAAAUUUCUUUUUCUUAUUUCUCGGGCUAACACAUUUACUGGGCUGGUGGGUGGAGGAAAGUUUGUGGUUGGCCACUCGCACUAUUCACUAUCUUAGUGUAGAAAUGGUGCAAACUUUGUACAAUAAAUGUGUCCCCUAUA
This is a messenger RNA of Eriocheir sinensis (Chinese mitten crab), 1804 nucleotides long. RefSeq names its product 39S ribosomal protein L9, mitochondrial-like (gene mRpL9). Gene Ontology annotation, biological process: translation. Gene Ontology annotation, cellular component: ribosome; mitochondrion. The record is from RefSeq and is a predicted model, not a curated record. The transcript has 6 exons. Bases 111 to 992 code for a protein of 293 amino acids. Lineage: Eukaryota; Metazoa; Arthropoda; Malacostraca; Decapoda; Varunidae. Gene Ontology annotation, molecular function: structural constituent of ribosome.